AUGGAGACCCCUGAAGGCAACACUAACCAAACAACCUACUCCUUGGGAAAUACCAAAAGGAACAUGACUUAUUCCCCAUAUUACUCACACUCACCACCUGUUGCUGCCAUCUACAUUGUCGCUUACCUGUUCAUCUUUGCCUUGUGCAUGGCUGGGAACAGCCUGGUUUGUUUCAUUGUACUGAAAAAUAGCCGGAUGAGGACAGUCACCAACCUGUUCAUUCUCAACCUGGCCAUCAGUGAUCUGCUGGUGGGCAUCUUCUGUAUUCCUACCACACUAGUUGACAAUUUGAUCACAGGAUGGCCUUUCAGCAACAGCAUCUGCAAGAUGAGCGGGCUGGUGCAGGGCAUGUCUGUUUCGUCAUCUGUCUUCACUCUGGUGGCAAUCGCUGUGGAUAGGUUCCUCUGCAUUGUCUACCCAUUUAAAUCCAAGCUCAGCCUCUUCCAGGCACUCAACGCCAUUGCCAUCAUCUGGGUACUGGCUAUUACCAUCAUGUGUCCCUCUGCUAUCAAGCUCACAGUGGCUCAGCAGGAGGACAGCUACAUGGUAUACAAUGGCAAUCAGAGCAUGACCUACCCCUUGUAUUCAUGCUACGAGGCUUGGCCAAAUAGUGAAAUGCGCAAAGUCUACACCACAGUGCUUUUUGCCCACAUCUAUGUUGUCCCGCUGACCCUCAUCACAUUCAUGUAUGGCCGAAUUGGGCUCAAGCUGUACAGGUCCUCAGGUCCGGUGAGUCAGCACCAGGUAGUUUACGAAGGUCAGUGCAACCUGGCGGUUUCUAGAAGGAAGGUGAAGGUCAUCAAAAUGCUUGUCCUCGUGGCUCUGCUCUUCAUGCUCUCCUGGUUACCCUUGUGGACACUGAUGCUGCUCACGGACUAUGCCAAGCUGGAUGAGCAGCACAUAAAUCUGCUUGCGAGUUACGUUUUCCCCUUUGCACACUGGCUGGCAUUCUCCAACAGUAGUGUCAACCCCAUCAUCUAUGGCUACUUCAAUGAGAACUUCAAGAAGGGCUUCCAGGCAGCCUUCAAACUCCAAACCUGCUCUGAUGAAAUGGUCCAUCAAGGGGUCUAUGCCGAGCGGACAACCGUCAGCACGAGUGGAUUUGGUACCCGGAAUAAAAUCUUCACUGAUGGGGAAUCCUCCAAUUCAAAGUGCUUGAAGAACCUGCCCCCUCAAGCUCCUUGUGGUCCACAGGCUGAACAUGGCCAGGGACAAGGACCAGGAAUACUGCUGCAGGAUGUUAACGACAUCACACCCCUGAGCAAAGUUUGCAAAGCUUGGGAUGCCUGA
Molecule: messenger RNA, 1290 nt
Organism: Zootoca vivipara (common lizard)
Lineage: Eukaryota; Metazoa; Chordata; Lepidosauria; Squamata; Lacertidae
Product: neuropeptide FF receptor 1-like
Biological process (GO): cellular response to hormone stimulus; G protein-coupled receptor signaling pathway
Cellular component (GO): plasma membrane
Molecular function (GO): neuropeptide receptor activity; peptide binding
Source: RefSeq, a predicted model, not a curated record